AUGGAUCAACCGCUCAAAUGCGUCAUCAUCGGUGCUGGUCCUGUCGGCGCCCUGGCUGCAUUAUACGCAGCGCGUCGAGGAUGGGAUGUUCAGGUCUACGAGCUGAGAGGAGAUCUCCGAGAUGAGUCUACAACGCCACUGAACUUCACAAAAUCCAUCAAUCUGGCGCUGUCAGAACGUGGCAUCAAUGCCAUGCGCCAGUCUGGACACCCGACUUUGCUUGAUACUAUCUUGGCGGAUACGAUACCCAUGCAUGGUCGAAUGAUCCAUAGCCAAACCUCUGCUGGUGAAUUGACCGAGGCGUCACAGCAAUAUGACGUGCAUGGUCGAUUCAUCCGAGCGGUGGAUCGUGCGAAGCUAAAUGCCGUUCUUCUGGACGAGCUGGAGAGCCUGUCAAACGUGAAGCUCUUCUUUCAUCACAAAGUCACAGGUGUCGAUUUCAACAAGCGUCUCGCCUGGAUUGAGCAGAAGGGUCUUUCACGCCGACAGAGCGAUGACAAUGGCCAUGCUGCAAAACCCAGCGGCAGGCCAGGCCGUCCGGACGAGAUCGAGAUUGAGUUCGACCUCAUUCUGGGCUGUGACGGUGCUCACAGUAGCGUGAGAUUCCACAUGAUGAAGUUUGUUCGCAUGGAUUACGCUCAGAAUUAUAUCGACACAUUGUGGUGCGAGUUCACAAUGCCGCCAGCAGAUACUCGUACCUCACUUUCUCCAUCAGCAAAGGAUGGUUUCGUAACAAGUCCUAAUCACCUCCAUAUCUGGCCAGGCAAAGACAAGAUGUUCAUCGCCAUUCCCAGCACAGACAAGACCUUCACUUGCACACUCUUCGCCGGGUCGAAGGACUUUGCUACUCUAGAGGCAGACCCUGCUGGCGUAGAGCUCUUUUUCAAUAUGAAUUUCCCGGGUGCUGUAGACCUGAUAGGGCCAGGAACAAUUCAGAAACAAUUCGAACAAAACCCUCAUCUACCAUUGAUCAGCAUCAAAUGCUCACCGCACCACUACGGGUCAUGUGGCGCGAUUCUUGGCGAUGCUGCUCACGCUAUGGUCCCGUUCUAUGGCCAAGGCAUGAAUGCGGGAUUAGAAGAUGUCCGGGUACUUUUCGAGCGAUUGGACGCACAGCCAUCCACCAUCCAAGGCCGUACGACAGCGCUAACGGCAUACAAUGCAGAGCGUGUCGAUGACGCACACUCGAUCAAUGAUCUCGCUCUGGCAAAUUACUGGGAAAUGCACGCGGGUGUAACCUCGCCCUUGUACCUCCUUCGCAAGAACAUCGAGGAGUUUCUCUCCGACAAGCUACCAAGCACAGGCUUCGCGACGCAAUAUAGCCGCGUGAGCUUCAGCAACCAGCGAUAUUCAGAGGUCGUCAAAGUCGUUGCACAACAAAAGCGCACUUUGAUGCAGGGUAUGCUGGGCGCUGUCCUCAUCCCACUGAGCGGGAGCAUUGCGUAUCUAGUGUGGCGAUUCUCCGGCCAUGACAGGCGGGCUUCGCCGUUUCCACACCUUGUACGAAUCCUGACGGGAGGCGUGCGAUUCGUGACUGAACGGAUCGAGAAAGCAUUUCGUUGA
Dissoconium aciculare CBS 342.82 is the source of this 1563-nucleotide messenger RNA. Its product is annotated as FAD/NAD(P)-binding domain-containing protein. Lineage: Eukaryota; Fungi; Ascomycota; Dothideomycetes; Mycosphaerellales; Dissoconiaceae. The transcript is spliced from 2 exons. Gene Ontology annotation, biological process: NAD+ metabolic process; L-tryptophan catabolic process; quinolinate biosynthetic process. Gene Ontology annotation, cellular component: mitochondrial outer membrane. The record is from RefSeq and is a predicted model, not a curated record. Gene Ontology annotation, molecular function: FAD binding; kynurenine 3-monooxygenase activity; NAD(P)H oxidase H2O2-forming activity. Bases 1 to 1563 code for a protein of 520 amino acids.